Molecule: messenger RNA, 2889 nt
Organism: Porites lobata
Lineage: Eukaryota; Metazoa; Cnidaria; Anthozoa; Scleractinia; Poritidae
Source: the annotation of a GenBank genome assembly
AUGCAAAAGCUUGUCGUCGCCGAGAUUUGUUUACUGUUGCUGAUGCUGAGCGUGACCACCGGAAGCAGAUGUGUAAAGGAAGAGAGAACACGGACAGGAAAAAAGUGUAGUCAACAGCAGCUCAGAAAAGUGGAUAAAGCGUUAUCGAGAGCUGGAGAUAUACCGGAGGGAUCGUGGAUUUGUUUAAGCCACAGAAAUUGGAUAAUUGCCGAGGACAAACGCUGCUCCUGCCCAUCUUCGUGGGGACACGGUAAAAGCUUAUCAAAAGUUCCGAUCCCUGACAGGCUGUAUAGAGUAUUUGACGAGGUGGGCAGGAACAGCGUUACCGAAUACAAACCUGGGUCAAACUGGUGUACUAAAUGCAGAGUCCUCGCAGAUAAAGAAUUCGCGUCCCACCCCAUGUUCACUCCGAGGAAGCAAAAAAAAGUGACAUCAGAAAAUAAGGUAAAGCACACUAAAUAAAAUUAUAAUUUCAGCAAUUUUAAUUCACUGUCUUCUUUUAAAAAUAAAAAUAAUAAUAAUUUAUUCUAAAACAGAUGGACAAAUAAUAUAAACAAAAAUAUUUUUCUAUAGGAAAAUGUAAUGAACCAGCCAACACCACAGAAAAACAAGGACAUUCAGCAAACGUCAAGUUCCCAAAAAGGUUAAGUACAGAAGAAACUUGAGUAAAAUCAGAAAAUUUACAUCCCUCUCUCUUUCAACUCAUUAUGCCCAAUGCCCAAUGUUAGUAUCUCUCAAAAGAUUUUCCAACAACACAUAACAUGAUUUAAAUCAAGGGCUAAUAAAAUUAACAUUGAAGAAAUUUAUAUUUUUUAGAGCCUUCGUUUGAGAAAAUGAUGGAGACAUUUCAGAAGGCCCUCAGCAGCCACUAUGAAAAUAGUGGCCAACCAUUAUACAAUGCAGAAGAUAUGAGGAAGUUUUCCGAGAUUUAUGCGCCAGGCUUGUUUGAUGUCCUCCUCAGUUCAAUUCUUCGAGACGACUCCAGGCUGUCAGAAGACAGGAAAACACUGCAGGAGCAAAGAACAGUUGCUCUUCUCCAUAUUAUGACAUAUUUUAGGUAUCUGGCAAGGAAUGAAAUAGAAAACAAUGCUGACCUCUAAAGAGAUCAUGUGGUAAAAAAAAUACUUAUUUGUUGUUCAUCUUGUCUAGAUCCCAGAAGUCAUGUCCCUUGCAAAAAGACCUGGGUCUGUACAUGCACCAACAUGGCCUUUCAAGAGCUGGCUUGAACAAUGGCCCUAUCUUUGGCUUUUCAGUAGCACCAAGAUCAAUUGAUAGGCACAACAUCAACUUACGGCAGCAGUAUCCAAGCUUGUUAAAGCAAAAAAUAGAAGAGUCAGUUAAGGUGCAACUGAAUAUGUAAAUACCUGAUAACUUUUAUUAAGUACAAAUCCAUUUCUAAAUAAAAUAAAUUGAAAGCAUACAGAAAUGUAGGCUACACAGUAAUGUUUUAAAAACAGCCAAACCACUGGAAUCAGGGUGCCUUAUUAUUCAUAUUAAAUGUCAGAAAAUUUACAAAUACUACAACAAUAUAUUUUUAGAAUGACAAAUUUAAUAUUGUUUGAUAACCUGAACACUUUAGUGGCAUUUAAUGUAUGAUUAUCUAUUGACAACUCAGUAAGAGGUUAAAGAAAUUGGACUAUCACAUAUAAGAAGGUAGCCUGUGAACAGGCUCUAUGUUUGGGGGAAGGCAAGAUAUUUUCACCCUUUCCCUAAACAGAGAGCCUGUUCACAGAUUAAUAAGAAUGUAACAUGAUAACAACUUGAUUACUAUGUUCAAAACAUAUCUACUAACUAUUACGACUAUUCAUUCAUGAUUGUAUUUUAUUAGGAAGGUACUUCUAUGAUUCUCCUCUUGGAUGAUUUUCAUAAUAUUCACACAAUCAGAAUGCCAGACAACCUGAAAUUGUCUAAAGCAACACACAUGGCUUCUGUUCUACUUGACAUUCACCUGGAAAUACCAGCCGUAAAAAAACCCAACGCACAGUGUGUCCACAGUGUUUUGAAAAUUACUUUCAGAGGGCAGGAGACUGUUUGCAGAGGUGGUAUUGUAAAAAGAUACAUACAAGAACUGUUCACAGAAAGUCUUAAAAGCCACCACCACUCAUUUCUAACCUCUCUUCCCCAACAAUGUCAGCAGCUGAAGGCUAAAGAUAUACAAAAACAGAUCAAACAGUUCAGGUGUUUAUUAAGAGUUUCAUGUUUUCUCUUUUCCCACAACUGUCCAGUUUAACAGGGUUUCAUAGCUGUGGUGUGUAAAAUCGCAGUGAAUGCAUAAACUGUAAUAGCAUUUGAACCAUGAAGAAAACAAAUUAAUUAUAUCUUCUUUUGCCAAGUUGAUUGGGUUUGCAUGAAUUGUUUGGUACAAAAAAAACAAUUAAAAAAAAAACACAAAACACUAAGACACCCUCAAUUGGAAAUACACUACAUGUACAUGUGCUCUUGUACUAUGUAUGUUCCAGCAACCCAGUAGGUAAUGACUUAUUUUUCUCUACAAUAGACCUGCAUUAUGUAUGCAUUAUAUAAAGUCUUAAAUUGCAAUCAUGGUGCACAAGUAACAAUAUUUUUACUUUAAUUUCUAGAGUAUACAAUGGCAUGGCACAAGAUGAACUUCUUACCCUGAGCACUUGCGUUUUAAUAGACGAAUUCGAGGCAGGCCUGAAAAGCAUGGAGGAUUACAAGGCUGCACUUAACCAUACAUUCCAUUCUGCUCUUCCCCUUCAUGAUUUCUGUAAAUUAUUUGUCAUUCCACUGCCUGGAGAUUGGCCAACCUGGUACUACACCAAAAAAAAAAUAAUUGCUCAGCUACCAGAAACAAGUUCCCAAGAACACCCUUUAUUUGUCCCUUAUUCCAGAACAAGGACCUUUUCAUGUCUGCUUAAAUAUAAAUGA